This is a messenger RNA of Adelges cooleyi (spruce gall adelgid), 3043 nucleotides long. RefSeq names its product tetratricopeptide repeat protein 7B (gene Ttc7). The record is from RefSeq and is a predicted model, not a curated record. Gene Ontology annotation, cellular component: plasma membrane. Gene Ontology annotation, molecular function: protein binding. Bases 280 to 2787 code for a protein of 835 amino acids. The transcript is spliced from 16 exons. Gene Ontology annotation, biological process: phosphatidylinositol phosphate biosynthetic process; protein localization to plasma membrane. Lineage: Eukaryota; Metazoa; Arthropoda; Insecta; Hemiptera; Adelgidae.
UAAAAAAUUAAUUUUUUGAUAAAAAGUAAAAUAAUGUUAACGCAAAAUAUACCUGUAAUGUGUGUAUUAUUAUUAUUUUCGCCUUGACCUCCUAAACAAGAAAAAAAGUUCUAUAGUGGUUAAGUAAUGUUAAUUUACACUCUAAAAGCCCACAGUUGGGGAUACGAACGAUAAUUUUCUGUUUGGACUCAGUAAUACUGUACUUAAGUCAUAACGAAUGUACUGUUCUUCAGAAGUUUAGGCAUACCUACACGAAUCGUUAGCACUAGCUAAGUGACAAUGGCCGGUAAAAAUGUAAAAAACACAAAAGUCGAAUCUGAUUUAGCUGGUUGCCGUGAAGAGGGAAAUUGGACGAAGAUAUUGGAACUUUCUGAACAAUUGUCGUCUAGUAAAGCUUUGCUGUACAACUUAAUGAUUGGCGAAGCCAAAUUGGAAAUGUUUCUAGAAGAAAACCCUCCCGUCGAAAGCAAUAUAGCCAAAGCAUGUAUUGGUCUAGUCGAUGCUAAAACUUAUUUAACCGAUUCUAUUAAUGAACUUAACACACAGGCGGGUAUGAACAUCGAUGGUCACAUGCUUCUUGCUAAACUGUGUUAUGCGUGUGGUGAGUACGAAGAGGCUAUGCAUCAUUGUUCAGAAGCAAAAUUAAAUUCUGUGAUUCAAACAGAUUUACAAAUUCGAAAUAUAAGAAUUUUAGCCGAAUCUUUUGCUGUUAAAGGUCUUUGCCAAGAAAAAUUACGACCAUCAUCUAGUUCUAGGUUUAAAAAAAACGAAUGGCUUGAAAGCGUAAUCAAAAACUAUGAACAAGCCGCUAAUUUGGGAAUUUUAUACUUACAAGAAUUAGACAACAAAGAAAGUCAGUUAAUGUUUCCAUCGCCAAUUGGCGGUGCUGCAUCAUCAAACGCAAACAAUAACACCUUGUCUACAACUGGUUGUCAUUCCCCGCAACCUGUGAAUAUGUCGCACACCUUAAGUAUAUUGGUUGAAACUGCCAUUUUACGUUUGCCACUUCUACUUAUAGAAAGUUCAAAUUACUCUGGAGCUAUAUCUGCAUUUAGGAACAUAUUAUCAGCUUGUGAAGCACACGGUACUCAUUCUAUUCGACUCGUCUUGACUUAUCAAUUUGCUGAAUUUCUUCUACGUAAAGUGUCGCCUAAAUAUUAUUCUCUUCCCACUCAAAACACUCCAACCAAAAAGCAAAUAAUCAACAUAAGAAAAUCAAAAAAAUACAACACGAUAAAUAUGUUUGUACCUAGAAGUGAACAUGAAGAAAUAAUACUACUCCUUAUUAUAAGCGAAGCAAUGGCUACAAGGAAUGCCGUACUUAGUCAGUCGCCUGAAUUCAAGGACGCGAGAAUUCGGGCGUUUAGUUUAGCCACAGCCAUAUACGACCUGUUAACCUUUGCACUUGUUCUCUGGGGACAGUACAAUAUGUUACACGAAUCAUUUGAAAGAGCGAUGAAAUUUUCUGCCGAUGAUGCUCACGUAUGGAUGCAACAAGCUUUGUGUCUCGAAGCCGCAGGACGCCACAUUAGAGCUCUAGAAGUACUUACACUUGUCAUUAACAUGCAGCCGAACUCGUCUACUCCUUGUUUGCUGGCUGCUAAAAUAUGUUACCAACAUUUAUUUAAGAUGGAAGAAGGUUUAAAUUGGAGUGAGGAAGCCUUAAAACGAGAGCAGCGUUAUCCUCAAAAUUUGCUCUCUAGGUGUCAUUUAUACAUAGCAAUCGGAGCACAAUGUAUGGCGGUAACUACUCUAUUGAAAUCUGUUAAAGACAAAUAUCAUGCUAUCUGCUUGGAAUCCCUCUUAAAAGCCCAGCAGUUAGAUAGUAAUGAUCAUCUGGUCCAUUAUUAUUUGGCAUUUUAUUAUGCCUCUAUAGCAAAUGUGUCUGAAGCCACAGUUAAAGUGCGCCAAGCGUUGACACUCAAUCCUGAACAUACGCCGUCAUUGCAGUUGGCCAUUCUGUUACUAAGUGCCCAGAAAAAAAUGAACGAAGCCAAAUCUCUCCUGGAAUCUUCUUUGGAAGACUUUCCUGAUCACAUCGGUUUGCUGUUUAUCAGAGCUAAAAUCGAACUGCACUCAGAAGCUUCGGAAAUCGCUCUUACAACGGCUAAACAUAUGCUUUCUAUGUGCAAAGCAUCGGUUAGUAACGAAGGAUCUCCUUCUAUCGAGCAUGCCGAUACACGCAGUAUUUUUCAACUUUAUACCACCGAACAUUCGGAUAAAGAUACAAAUUCUUUAGGGCCUGUGCGAAUAGAGCAAGCGUUAUCCGAAGUUGCAUCAUCGAUCAGUUCCUUGGUACCACAACGACCAAUAGCCAAUACAGUGUGGCAUACACAGCAGAAUGUUUGGUUACUUUUGGCCGAAAUAUAUUUGGCUCAAGAUCAAUUUGACGCAGCCAACAAUUGUUUACUCGAAGCUGCUAGUAUUUUCCCAUUAUCCCAUCACAUUAUGUACAUGAGAGGAUUAUUUCAUGAAAAAAGGAAUGAAUUUAACGAAGCGAAACAAUGUUAUCAAAACGCAGUUACCGUUCAUCCAGCACAUUUAAAAAGUCUUCAGCAUUUGGGUUUGAUGUACCAUUAUUUGGGAAGUCACAGACUCGCUGAGAAAACAUUAAGAGACGCGGCAAAAAUAAAUCCAUACUCUCCCGAAACUUGGUACAAUCUCGGUAAAGUGUUGGAAAGUUUAGGGGAAACUUCGAGUGCCACCGACAGCAUGGCGACUGCUUUACAAGUCGAAAUGGUUAGUCCCAUAAUGCAAUACACAAGUAUUCCAUUGCCAUUUGAUUAAUAAUAUUGUAUUUCGUUUAUAAUAUUAAAACUCUUAAAAUCAGUAGUCAUGCUUUACCUAUCUAGUAAAAAAAAAAAAAGGUGGAAGGGAUUACAACAUUUUAAUCAUUAUUAUUAUUAUAAUAAAGCCAUGUAGUGAGCACUCGUUGGUGGACAGUAUUAUCUUUAUAGCAUUUUAAACAAUUUGCAUUUCUUCUUGUUUAUCUUUUGUACUAUACUUGUUGAUUUAUUUUAAAUAAAGUUAUUUAACUCGUUAA